AUGGAUGAACGGGAGCGGGACAUGAAAAUUGGUUGUGAGUUGCUUAAGUGCCCAUUAAUCAAUUGUAGCAAUAAAAUGAAUUUGACACAAAAAAAGAAACUUUCAGCAUUAUUGCAAACUUAUUCUAGAAUUAAUGAACUUCUUAACCGCUACGAUGAUUUAUCGAGUUAUCUUCUUCAGGAAACAACUUUGAAUAAAUAA
Messenger RNA from Clunio marinus, 201 nucleotides. Lineage: Eukaryota; Metazoa; Arthropoda; Insecta; Diptera; Chironomidae. The record is from the annotation of a GenBank genome assembly.